ACAUAUGCUCAUUUUUGCUUGCGCGCCUGUUGCAGACGGCUGAGCAGUAAUAGUCACACAGUAGCGCGAUAAACAUGGCACGUCAGCAGCAACAAAACGAGGUUGACGAAUUGUUUAACGUCCGGAAUUACUUCUACAUCGGUAAUUACCAGCAAUGCAUCAACGAGGCCCAAAAGUUGAAGCUCUCUUCUCCAGAAGCCACUGUGGAAAGGGACAUUUUUGUGUUCAGAUCAUUUUUGGCACAAAAGAAAUACAGUAUAGCACUGAAUGAAAUCAAAGAUAAUUCCCCAAAGGAACUUCAACCUCUUAAAUUAUUGGCGCAGUACUUUGCCUCACCAGAAAAAAGGGAAACAAUUCUUGAGCAGUUAGAAAAAGAUAAGUAUCAUGUAGCAGAAAAAGGUGCCAGUUUUAGAUUAGUUGCUGCUUUAAUCUAUUAUCAAGAAGAAAACUUUGAUGAUGCUUUGAGAGUAUUAUGGAAAUCUGACAAUAUUGAGUGUAUGGCACUCAGUGUUCAAAUUUACCUAAAGAUGAAUAGAUCUGAUUUAGCUCAAAGUGAAGUCAAAGCAAUGCAGGAGAAAGAUGAAGAUGCUACUCUCACACAGCUUUCUCUUGCUCAUGUUAACUUAACUCUAGGAGGUAAUAAAUUCCAAGAAGCAUUUUACAUUUUCCAGGAAUUAAUUGAUAAAUAUACCCCAACAACACUAUUGUUAAAUGGUAAAGCUAAUUCUCUAGCUCUGCAACAUAAGUUUGAAGAAGCUGAGGAAGUACUUCAAGAGGCACUGGAAAAAGACAGUAACAAUCCAAAUACGUUAGUUAAUAUGAUGGUCGUAUUAGCUCAUCUUGGAAAACCAGAAGAGGCUUCUCAGCGAUACUUCAUGCAAUUGAAAGAUUCGCAUCCCAAACAUCCUUUUGUAACAGAAUACUUGGCAAAAGAAGCAGAAUAUGACAAAGUGGCUCAACAGCUGGAAGCAAUUUACAUUCCAAAAAAUAAAAAUUCAACAUAAGCGUUUUUUAUAAUUUACAAUUCUUUACUUUUAUUAAAUAUUAUCAUAGAUGUAAUCAAAAUCAUUAUAAAUGAACAUUUUCACAGAAGUUCAUUUGUGAGACUAUUUGUUUGCUUCUUUUUUAUUUUUAUUCAAGAAACUAUUAUAGAGUUAUAUAUUUACACAAAAUAUUUUAAUUGAUAUGUUAAAUUUAUGCAUUGGGACAAUGCCCAAAGGUUACACAAAAUAAGAAAAAUCUUCACUUUUUAUCAUGUCACUAAUUUUAAUAUCAUUGCUCAAUUGAAUCUGAAAAAAAUAAUGUUUACUUUUACUCUGUGAAUAAUUGUCUUAUUUUGUGUGAAUAACUGUGGUUAAUCAGUUUGUCACUUGUCGUAUACUUAUUACUCAGUCUCUAAAUUCAAAAUACUGAAUUACUUGAUCGUAAAAAUUGUUACUUUUGUGUUUCAUAUUUAUCUAAAGUUGAUUUGAUACCUUCGAGAUGAAAUCGGAAAGAGAACGUUUAUUAAGAAUUUGAAAAAUCUUCGCCUCUUACCGAGUUUUAGUUAACGCGGAUAAUUUGGACAAUCUUCAAAAAUAAAGACCUAA
This is a messenger RNA of Trichogramma pretiosum, 1589 nucleotides long. RefSeq names its product coatomer subunit epsilon (gene epsilonCOP). Bases 75 to 1004 code for a protein of 309 amino acids. Gene Ontology annotation, molecular function: protein binding; structural molecule activity. Gene Ontology annotation, biological process: retrograde vesicle-mediated transport, Golgi to endoplasmic reticulum; intra-Golgi vesicle-mediated transport; endoplasmic reticulum to Golgi vesicle-mediated transport. The transcript is spliced from 3 exons. Lineage: Eukaryota; Metazoa; Arthropoda; Insecta; Hymenoptera; Trichogrammatidae. The record is from RefSeq and is a predicted model, not a curated record. Gene Ontology annotation, cellular component: COPI vesicle coat.